This is a messenger RNA of Lecanosticta acicola, 1327 nucleotides long. NCBI's taxonomy places the organism in Eukaryota, Fungi, Ascomycota, Dothideomycetes, Mycosphaerellales, Mycosphaerellaceae. The record is from the annotation of a GenBank genome assembly.
AUGAGAUUAAUCACAGAAGUUGCCGCCAUAUGUGUUCUUAUUCCCUCCGUUGUGAAUGGCAAACCUACAGCGAAGAGACAAGCUGGUUGUGUAUCUCCGGUACAGAGACGAUCGUGGUAAGGGUAACGUACUGUCGCAACGAGCUCCUGGUCUACUGACUAUUGCCAUCAGGACCGCCCUCGACGCGCAACAGAAACAAGCAUAUCUCAAUGCUGAAAGAUGCUUGCAGACUUCCCCUGCACGGUACGGCAUAGCCGGAGCGACCAGCCUCUGGGAUGAAUUGCAAUACGUUCACGUACGGCAGUCAUCGUAUAUCCACGGCGUGGUAUGCAAUCAUGUCCUCCGCGACGAAUGUCUAACCCGGACUGAUAAGGAUUCAAAGGGAGCGUUCCUACCAUGGCACAGAUACUACACGAAACUCCAUGAACAUCUCCUACAAACCCACUGCGGCUAUCGCGGCGGCGUACCGUAAGUCCAAAUCUUUCAACCCCUGAAAUUCCCCCACCCAAACGCGGACCCCCCCAAAAACAAUCCUCCUCACAAUCAUCCAACCCGCAGAUACUGGAACGAAGCCCUCGACGCACCCAACAUCCUCGCCUCGCCCAUCUGGAGAGAUUUCGGCGGCAACGGCGCCGGUCCCAAUCGCUGUGUCCCCGACGGACCCUUCUCAGCCUUACGACUGCGCUAUAACGAAGAAGCACAACCCGGCGCGGAAGUCUGCCUGAGCAGAGAACUCAACGCGGGGAAUUUCGCGGAUGCCAGGCAGGAGAAUGUCGCGACGUGUGCCGGGAUUCCAACGUUUUGGGAAGCGGCGGAUUGUUAUGCGAAUCUGCCGCAUUGGGCGGGACAUGCUGGGACGGGGGGGAUUGUGAGUAUUUGAGCUCCUCGGCAGUCGUGUGAUGGGCUACAGUGCUGAUGAAGCGGGUUUUUUCUCUGGGCAGAUGGCGGAUGGAAUGCUUGCUCCGGGUGAUCCGAUUUUCUUCAUGCAUCGUACGGUUUUUUCUCUAUCCUCUACCCUCUGUGUGUCUCACGAUAUCUCUAAUAUCCCUCAACAGACGCAAACCUGGACCGGCUCUACUGGGAAUGGCAACAGGCCGCUCCAGCAGAGCGCCUGCAUGCCAUCGGAGGCCCUAAUGUCCCUACCGCAGGCUUCUUACAGGCAAGCGGAUGGCCUGCUCCAGGGCCGGAAUUCACAAGCCACAGUGGGGAUCCGGCGGGCGAGACGACUUUGAACCAUGUCCUUUGGAUGGUCGGGCUGUUGCCGAAUGUUAGCGCGGGCCAGGUGUUGGAUUCGAGGGGUGCGGUGAUUUGUGCGGAGUAUGUCUAG